CAACCGUCAAACUAACGUCAAAAUAAUAUUUACAGACAAAAGCUCUUUGUGAAACGAAACGAGCGCUUUGUUUAAAAAUAAUUUAUUUAUGAUUAAUGAGCGUUAAUUAUAAAACUAAGUUUGUUCUAACUAACGACUUGUAUAAUAGUUAUUUUAAUAAACAAAAUUGUUUGGGAAUCACGUAACAUUUGGGAUUUUCCAAAGAUUCCUUCGUCAGAUACAGUGAGAGAUAAAAAAAAAUUGCACCGCGUGAUUUUGUGUAUCGAUUUCAAAGAAUUUGUACAUAAAAAUGAGUAGAUGUGAUUUUAAAGUCGUGUUAUUAGGGAGUGAACAUGUAGGAAAGACAAGUUUAGUGCUUCGUUUCGUCAGUUGCAGAUUUAAUGCCGAUAUUCCAUAUCAAAACACGGUCGGAGCAGCUUUCUGCGCUAAAACAAUGCAAUCAAACGGAAAGGACUUUAAUGUCGGUAUAUGGGACACGGCGGGAAGCGAAAGAUACGAAGCGAUGACAAAAAUAUACUACAGAGGUGCUCACGCAGCGAUCAUAUGCUACGAGCCAUCAUCAGCAGCUUCUUGGACCAGACUGAGGCACUGGCUUCAGGAACUGAGAGGAAUUGAGGAGAACUGUAAAGUAUACCUGUGUGGGACAAAGAAGGACCUCCUAGACGGCGGGUACGUCACGAGGGAAGUUCCAGAGGAUACGGUGGCAGCUUACUCCCAAGGUCUCUGUGGACAUUACUUCACUUCUAGCAAAACUGGGGAGAAUGUUGACGAAUUAUUUCAAAAAAUAGUUGACGACUGUGCUGCUGAUGUCCAGUUAAUGAAAAACGUUGAAGACAUGAGACUACAGCUCCAAAAAGACGAGGCAGCUUACAAAGCGAAAAACAAAGACUACUGUUACUGUUGAAAAGAUCAGAAGACUGAAAAGACCGUGGUAAAAGUGUCUCAAAAUUAUCAAAUAAGUUACUUAAAAGUAUUGUAUCGUCACAAAAUGUAAGCACAGUAGACGAGAAAACCAGUAGAUGAAAAGACCGGAAAAGACCAAUCAUUUUUAAUUAACACGUUAAACGCCAUGGCAGUCACCGGUGACCGACAUUAGCGGAGGAUUUGCCUUCAACAGUUUUUUAUUGGCAGCCAAUGCCUUAAAAAUGGAUUUUGGUCUAAUCAACGAAGUAUUUCAAAAGAAUAUUUUUAUAUCUCUCAAAAGACUAGUAGACCGAAAAGACCACCGCGUAUUUUUUUGUUUAAAAUUUCUAAAUGUGGUGUUUGGAAAGUCCUAUGUUCAACUUCGGCUGGAAUUAGGAAUUAAGGCUAUGCCUAAAUAAUAUCUAUGUUUUAUAAAUAUGAUCUAAAGGCUUUUAGAUUUAAGAGAAAGACUAAAAAGCUAGCUUCCAAAUUUGUUAUAAGUAGGUAUUUGUAUUGUACAAGCGAAAUUUUACACUAUUUGUAUUAGCGUAAAGAUCGAAAUAGUUUACGCACUGUAGAUAGCUAGAAUUUUUUUACUUUCAUGUGGCUGGUACCAUGAUAAAAGACAUUUUCCGUCUCUUUUUAAUGAACAUGCGCAAAAGUGCAGUUGUUUAAGAAAUAUGCGCUUGCAUCAAGCUAUGCAAAUAAGUACAGACUGCCUCGUUGGCCGAGUGGUCGCAAGGGCGAUUCCCGGGGGUCCCGCAAGAGGUCUUUCGGGUUCGAUUCGGUCGGGCAAUGUAUUACUGUUUUUUAUCUCAAUAGUAGCACGGAGCCUGGAAUU
Molecule: messenger RNA, 1744 nt
Organism: Spodoptera litura
Lineage: Eukaryota; Metazoa; Arthropoda; Insecta; Lepidoptera; Noctuidae
Product: ras-related protein Rab-24
Molecular function (GO): GTP binding; GTPase activity
Source: RefSeq, a predicted model, not a curated record